UAGGGAUAACAAUACUUGUUCACGCACCGUUCUGCGCAUGUCCUAAAAUGUCGAUAAAAUGUGUUCUACAAUAUGGCGUACGGCUACACGGUAUCUUUGGAAAAUUGCAUACUACGUAGCCUUUGUUUAUUAAAUAAUGCUUUCCUCAUCAGUGACGUAUCAGUUUUUGUGUUCCGGUGAUAUAUUGAUUUAUGCCACUAGAUUUUUUGUGUAUCCCGGACAGUAUUAUUAUAAUGACUCGGUUAGUAUAUAAAUCGUAUAAAAUACUUUUUUUACUAGUUAAGCAACCAAAAUAAGGUUUAGUGAUACCCAAUCUACAUUCAUUUUAAGAGUUUUUUCAUUGUUUGAGUUAUUAUCUUGACUUUGUCUAUAAAAAGUUAUGCAUCCCACGAAGGAGUGGGGGUACAAAAUUGUCAUUUUUUUAUUUUGAUCAAGAAGCCGGAAAUGGCUGCUAUCACUGUGAUUCGUUAAUGUUAAAUCCUUAAACAGCUAAAUAAGGAUAAGACGUUUAAAAUUAAUAAUUUUAAGAAAAGAUUAUAACCAAAGUUUAAUUAUGUAGUAACCAAGAGUUGGUUUUAUGUUUUAUUUAUUACGUUAAAAAUUGUGUAUGGUACCGGUAGACAGUUUAUCGUUCUUCGUCAUAAUUAUUGAAUCAAUAUUUAAAUUUAAUAGUGUUACAAUAGUAAUGUCAAUAAUAAUAGGUACUUUGACACAAAUUUUAAAUUUAGUCCUAUUGCUAUGAAUGAUACAUUAUUUUAAAGGGCUAGCUAUAAGCUUUACAACAACACCAAUUUCAUCUUUCUAUCUUUUAUAGAAGUGGAGUUAUGAUUUUUUUGGUGAUUUUUUAAAACCCCUUCUUUAUCUUAGUAUUUAAAUGAAAAAACGUGUGACCCACUUUCCAAAUUUCUGCCUUAUUUUGCCCAAAACUUUUGGAUUUUAAAAGAUAAUGCUACCAAAUUUUCAGGAGAGAUUCUCAAUGCAAUAUACAACCCAAUAAACAACAAAACUUUUACAUAACAUCAAGACUUUUAUUUUUUUAAAUAUUUAUUUGAGGGUAUGUUCAGAAAAAAGUGAAGAGAAAAAUUGGGAAAAUCAUCAUUUAUACAGGAAAAAACGAAAAAAUAACAUGUUUAUUGAAUUUUAACUAAUUUUAUUAUGCUUGUUUUACAUUUUAAAUCAAUUAUUAUAUUUAUAAAAAGGUAAGUAGUCUUUUUUAUAUAUAUAAAUUGGAACGCAUGUAAUUAUAAAUAAAAAUUACUCAAAAUCAUCUAUGAUGAUGAGACUAAUUUAUUAAAAAAUGUUAUUUGAUAUAUUAAAUAAUUGUCUAUGUACUGCUUUUCUAUGUUCUAAUAAAAAUAUAAUUACAACGAUGAUGUUGUUUGAUUCUUGUUUAUUAAUUUGAUGUAUUUUAAUAAAACUGUUAUAUAUAGGCUUAACUAAAAAAUAUAUUAUUAGUAAGUGUGGUUGUUGAUUGUCGUAGUACUAGUAGUACUAGUAAUAGAAUUAUGAUUAUGAAAAAUUAAGCUUAGGCCUAAAUAGACUAUUAUAGGAUUAUAAUAACAGUUGUUUAUAAUUAUAACUGAUAUAUCGGCCUAAUUUUAGUAAUAUUCUCUGAAAUAAUUAUUAAGAGAAAAACGAUUAUUAAUUGUAAGUUUAAAUUUAGAUUUUAUUUUAGAUACUAAGUUUAAGUCUAAGUCAUUUUCAUUUAGUCAUCUUCAGACUAAUCAGACUCACAUUCCCGGAGUCAUUCCCACAAUUGGCAAUGAUUAAUAAACUAAACUAAUUAUUAACUAUUAAUUAGGCCUAAUUACUAAUAACUAAUUAAAAUGAGUUUACUUUAGUAGGCUAGAAAUACCAAUAGAAGACAGAGUAAGAGUUAAUUGGGGUUCUCAAUCAGGUCAAUCUCAUUCACUCUCAUUCAGUGUGAUUCAGUCUCAGCACCCAUUUGUUUAUUUUGAUUAUAAACAUUAAUUAUUAAUAUUACUAUUACUAAUUAAUUUAUUACUAUUAGCAGUAGCCUAAAUAAUUGUAAUAUGCAAAAAAAUCUUUUUUCCCCUCAUUGCUGUUAUUCAGAGAUCACAUAGCUCCAGCAGUGAUUGGAGCCCUGGUAUGAAAAUCAUAUUAUUCCUCCCCUACCCCACUUUUUAAAAAUAAUUGAGCCCCUGGCCUUAGCCUUAGCUGAGCCACUGGGUGUCGUGGAGUAUGGAGAGUUAAUCAAAUAUAUAACUUAUUUGCACUAUAUUAUAUAUUUGCUUGAAUAUUAUAUCAAUAUCACUACUAAAUUUUAGUAGUUUAGUAGUGUAAGUGUAAUUUUAGUUGGCCUAAACAUUGACACUGCUAAUUUAAAAAAAAAAAAGAAUAGUUAGCUUAGACCUGUCACUGUUGUUGCACCGGUGAUACAUUGCUAACAUUCAUCUUUAGGCGACUUGUAGUACUGAAUUAUAAACUAAACUAUACACAGCUCCACUACAAAAUAGCCAAUAUUUUUUAAAUACUUGAAAAUGGGCAUGUCUCAGAAUUUAAGCAAUAAUUUUUAGUUAAUCAUGUACUAAAAGGUUGAAAACCGGUGAUGUUCAUGCUACACAUACAAUGUCUAGUGUUAACUGUUAAGUUAUUUAGUAAGAAAAAUAGUAAUUAAUUUAUUUACCUCACAAUGAUUUUAAUGUUUAUUAAAUACAUAAAUUUACUAUCAGAAAUUUUUAUGGCAUAUCACUAUUUUGUGAAUAAUAAUUACAUUAACAGCAUGUUUUUAAUAAUCUUGUGAUGAUGAUAGCUGAUGAAAACUACCUACGUCAAAAAUGUGACAAGCUGAAUACUUAUAAACAUUUUCAGGGUCUUAGUGUUUCAUCUAUAUUUAUGCUUAAAAUAUUUAAUAUUAAUAUUAAUCACUCUUAUUCUGCUCUAUGUUAAAAAAAUAAAUGAUCUACUUUCAGAUCUUGACCACUCAGAGGCUGCAACAGCAAAAAUGGCAAACGCUCUUGAAAAUCAUUUGCUCCAGGCAACACAAAUCAUUGAGACCCAACUGGAUGCUGAAAUUGAGCGACUUGAAAAGCUUGAUGAUGAUGACCUAGAAGUCUUGCGCCAGCGUCGCUUAGAAGCCAUGAAAAAAGCUCAGCAACAGAAACAAGAGUGGUUGGCCGCUGGCCAUGGCGAGUACAGUGAGGUGGCUGAUGAAAAGGAAUUCUUUGAUACUUGCAAGAGGAGCAAAAAAGUAGUCUGUCAUUUUUACAGAGAUGCCACAUUUAGAUGCAAGAUUGUGGAUAAACAUCUUGCUGAAAUAGCUCGCAAACAUCUGGAAACCAAGUUCAUCAAAAUUAAUGCAGAACGGAGCAAAUUCCUGGUUGAAAGACUGAGGAUCACAACUCUUCCAACUCUGUGUCUUGCCAAGGAAGGCAAAACUGUCGACUACAUCGUUGGGUUCGAUGACCUUGGUGGUACGGAUGAAUUCCCCACAGAAAUGCUGGAAUGGAGACUCGGCAGAAGUGAAAUGAUCAAUUAUCAGGGAGAUCUGCUGGAGCCACCAACUGACAAGAAGAAGAAAAGUAAAUCCAGCAAAAUAUUUGGCAGAGCAUCCAAGACAAAGAACUUGAGAGAUGAUGGAAACAGUGACAGUGAGGACGAAGAUUGGUGAAAUGUGUUGGACAUUAUUUUAUGUUCGUGAUGAGAGAGACGUAAAAAGAAUGAGUUAUUUGGAAGUGAAACUGUAGCAGCAGAUUGAAUAGGUCUUUGCUUGAUGUUUGUGUUGAAAAGUUUAUUUAUCAUUUUAAAAAAAAAAAAUGGAACCAAAUGUUUUCCCCCACGAAUAAAUGGAUUCUUACAUUGAGCAAAAAAUUAUUAAAUUUUUAAAUGGGUACCGGUAUUUCAGGAACUUUAUAGAUCAAAUUUUAGCUGAAACUUGAACACAAAUAUACUCUUUUUAUCACCUUUUUAUUAUGGACAUGGAAAUGAUAUCAAUGAUAUGGAACUUGUAUUACCAUAAUUUAAUUGAUAUGGAUAAAUAUUUUAAAAUCUCUUACUUUUUUUUAAAGUGGAUUUUUUAAACUCAUACAAGGCUUUUUGCCAUUAGCCAUUAGGUGGAUGUGAUGCCCAUAUUUUCAAUUGCUGCUUCAGAUGUUUUUAGUGAUGAUUAUAACUUAUAUUUUUACUUUGUAUUCAAAUGAAUACAAAUUAUAUUAUAAUUUGUAAGAUGUGUUUUAAAAGCCAAUUUUUUAAAAUUUUAAUUAAAAAUUUCCAAAAACAGUGCCCUGGUCUUCUUUCUUUAUAUUGUGGCUUUAGUUUCUUUUUGAGAGUAAUUUAAAAUGAUAAAAAAAAAAAUUGAUAACUUUUCAAUCCAGUACUUUGUGUGAGCUUAGAAGAUUGUGCUCUAAUAGCAGGUGUUGACAACCUUUUGGUAUUAGCAUGUCAAAGUAAGACCUAUCUCUUUCUGCGUGCCUUCCCUAUGCCAAUGAAAAUGGCUAUGCGUGCCAAGUCUGGCACUUAUGCAAACUGCUGGACUAUAGUAUUAGUAUUAAUAUUAUCUGUAAAAGAAAUAUUAAUUUAAGAGUUGAUUUAUCGUAGGGGUCCACAACCAACAGCGUAGGGGUCCACAACCAAUGGCGCAUGUGCCAGACUUGGUAUGCAAAGCCAUUUUCACUUGCUCUUGGAAGACCAAAAGAAAUAAAUAUAAAUGACUAUCAAAUGCUUCUUAAAUGUUAGACUUAGAGUUGUUGGCACGCUGAAAGUAUUAAAAGACUCACUUUGGCACCUAAAUACCUAAACGUUGUCAACCCCUGACGUACCUUAUAUUUUGUUCAACUGACUUCGGAAUUAGUCACAAUUUAUCUUAUAAAAGUAAAAGAAAACUAAAAAAUAAAAAACAUUAUGCAGCAUAAAAUUUAAAACUUUAAUCAACGUAACUUGCAAAAUAACACUUAUAAUAAAUUAUGAUUAUGGACAUGCUUUGUAUUAAUAUAAUAAAAAAAGAAUGUUAAUUUUAACAUGUGUGUGCCAUAAGUUCUGAUGCUAACCAGGUAUACUGCAGUGAGGUAAAUUUUUAGAACAUUUAUCUCAAUACUAUUCUAAAAAUGUUAUAUUUUUUCAUUUACUUUUGACAAUUUUGAAACCUGCUUACAAUGCAUAAAAAAAUUCUUUAAAUAGUAAUAUGAUUUCAGACUUUUCAAAUAUAUGGACUAAAUGUUAGCUUUUUUAAAAUGAUACAUUUUAAUUUUUGACUUCAGUAUUUAAUUUAAAUAUUUGAUCAAUAAAUUAGGAUGAAAGCUAAGUCAUCCAUCUGUCAGAUCUUGUUCUUUGCUCCUGCAAAAUUCUUGCAUUAGACUUUAACCUUGUGACUAGCAAAAAACUGAAAUAUAAGAGGUAUUAUAAAGUCAGUUAAUAAUGCCAGCCAAGAAACAGAAAAUGUUGUGUAAUAGAACUAAUAUUGCAAGAGAAAUGCACAGUCAGUUUUAUGAUUUCUUAAUGGGAAUUAAAUUAUGAAUUUUUUCCUACAUUUAUCAACCUAAUGCUUAACCCCAAGUUACCAAAUGGUUUUAAUAGCAAAUAUAAACAUUUUUAUAACUUGAUUCAGGUUAAACUUCACCCACAAACUGUCCAUUGUAUCAAUCUGUACAGUGCUGGCAAUUUUGAGCUUUUUGGGUGCCUUUGAAAAAUGUGAUUUUUCAUAUGCAAAUGCUAUAGCUAGACCCCAUAAAGUAUAUAUUUAAUUUAUUGAAAGUAGACUGAGUGGGGAAUCAUACUGGCUAUUUUUUAAUGAUAUUUUAUGCUCGCUGACCAUAACCUUGACCUUGGAGUGACCAAGAAUAAAGAAAAUAAUGAAAAUUUUUCUUUUCAAGUACCUCAAACUACAAUUUUUUGAAGGCAUAUUAUUAUAAUGUUUAUAUAAUAUGAUGAAUUUGAGAAUUUGUAUCUUUCAGAAAAUGUAUUAUUUCUAAAUGUUGUUAAUAGAUGUUAAAAAAAAAAAAUUUUAUCUGAUGUGGUACUCAUAAUUACGUUCAAGUAACAAAGCACGACAUAAACAAUAUAAACAUUACUAAAUAGCAAGAAACAGAUAAAAAUUGUAAAAGCUGCUAUAUGAACAUUAAUCCAUAAAAUGAAAUAUAAAUAAACAUAUAUAGAACAUC
Messenger RNA from Lymnaea stagnalis (great pond snail), 6116 nucleotides. The record is from the annotation of a GenBank genome assembly. NCBI's taxonomy places the organism in Eukaryota, Metazoa, Mollusca, Gastropoda, Lymnaeidae.